Molecule: messenger RNA, 783 nt
Organism: Blepharisma stoltei
Lineage: Eukaryota; Ciliophora; Heterotrichea; Heterotrichida; Blepharismidae
Source: the annotation of a GenBank genome assembly
AUGGAAGGGAGUGAAGUCAAGGUAAGAGUGAUUCAAUAUUUUCUUCGAAACACUCCUGUAGGAGAACUCAAAGAAGUCCUAAACGACUUAAAAGUGAUCAUUGGAGAAGAAAUAUUAGAGCAGGAAACAAUUCAAGACACUCUUAUUGAAUGCUUAGCUUCUCAUGGCGCAACUGUUUCUAUUAAUGACAGCCAAGCCAUGCUCACUCUUCAAGGAAGAGCGGCAAAUCGUUUCACCGAUCCUAAGCUGUCAAAAAGCUUUAUUUUCAACACCCAUACUUUUGAAGCAGAAUCUGUUGAAGAAAUUGAGCCUCAAAACAGCAGAGCUCAAGCUAUCCAAUCCAAGCUUGACCAAUAUAUCAGUCAGCAUUUCUCAGAAACGGCCCAAGCCAGAGUUUUCAGCACAGAAGAAGGCUUUUCUAUCUUUUUGGCUUCUCCAGUCUUGAACUUAAGAAAUAUGUGAACUGGAGAGUGGAUCAGCAAUUGAAAAAUAUCUGGCACAAAGUUAGAAGGAGACAUCCAUAUAAGAGCUCACUAUUUUGAAGAAGGAAACUUGCAAUUGGACCAAAAGAAAGAAUUCAGCAAAAAUAUUGUAGGAGAUGACGACGAAGCUUUUUCCCAGGCUGUGUGUAGGGCUAUUUUUGAGUUUGAAGACCAAGUGCAUAGAGGGAUGCAUACUCUGUAUGAGCAGAUACCGCAAACCUGCUUUAAAUCUAUGAGAAGAGCACUCCCAGUCACCCAUACCAAGUUUUCAGAAAUCCAUCGCACCAAAAUGCUGUCUUAA